UUAACACAAAAACCAUGCGAGGUAGGUUGGUUUUGCUCGCCAAAAACCAGAGCAAUUAAAAGCUUUGGUUGAUGGUAGGUCAUCCGCCCCCGCGUCCUCAUUAACUCUUCUCUUCGCCCCCAUGGCGAAUGCAACUGCCGCUUUAUAAAACUUCAACUGACCAAAGCACUCGCAAAUCACGACCUCGCGUCUUCUCCUCUCCGCCUCUACUCCACAGCCUUCUUAUCGCUUCGAUGGCGGGCUUUCUCUCCGGCAUUCGCAGCCUGUACCUCUCAGUCUAUAACUGGGCGGUCUUUUACGGAUGGUUCCAGGUUUUGUACCUAGCUAUCAAGACUCUCAAGGAAUACGGGCACGAGCAGGUGUAUGAUGCGGUCGAGCGGCCUCUUCAGCUCGCGCAGACCGCCGCCAUUUUAGAGAUAUUGCAUAGCCUUGUUGGUCUGGUGAGAUCCCCGGUUUCGGCCACCUUACCGCAGAUUGCAUCAAGGUUGUAUGUUACUUGGGGCAUCUUGUGGAGUUUUCCAGAGGCCAGGUCGCAUGUUCUUGUUAGUUCGUUGGUUAUUAGCUGGUCAAUAACAGAGAUAAUUAGGUACUCGUUCUUUGGCUUGAAGGAAACUUUUGGUGCUCCACCUUCUUGGCUCUUAUGGCUGAGGUAUAGCACCUUUUUGGUAUUGUAUCCAACAGGCAUCACAAGUGAGGUUGGCCUCAUAUACAUUGCCUUGUCAUACAUGAAGGCAUCUGAAAAGUAUUGCUUGAGAAUGCCCAACAAGUGGAACUUUUCUUUUGACUAUUUCUAUGGAGCUGUUCUGGUUCUUGGUAUUUAUGUACCAGGGAGCCCACAUUUGUAUACUUACAUGCUCGGGCAGCGCAAGAAAGCUCUUUCUAAAGCAAAGACAGCAUAGUGGAGUCCAGCUUCCCGUUGAAAAUUGUACUUGUGAUAAUCUAUUGAUCUUUCUUUGAUAUUUUUUUCUUCUUCUUCUUCUUAUUUUUAUCAUUGCUUUGUUUGUGAAGAAUCUGGAAAGCUACCAAACGCUAGAUUCUGUUGGAGAAGUUGCUUGAUCUUAAAUUUUUAGUAAGCCGUCAGUGUUUGCCUUCUCUCUGUAUCAAUGGGAUUUAGAUUCAAAUAUAUAAAUGUUAACUUUGGACCUUUUGCUUUAGCGGUCAAA
Messenger RNA from Dendrobium catenatum, 1163 nucleotides. RefSeq names its product very-long-chain (3R)-3-hydroxyacyl-CoA dehydratase PASTICCINO 2A-like. The coding region runs from base 129 to 899 and encodes 256 amino acids. NCBI's taxonomy places the organism in Eukaryota, Viridiplantae, Streptophyta, Magnoliopsida, Asparagales, Orchidaceae. The record is from RefSeq and is a predicted model, not a curated record. Gene Ontology annotation, cellular component: endoplasmic reticulum membrane. Gene Ontology annotation, biological process: fatty acid elongation; sphingolipid biosynthetic process; very long-chain fatty acid biosynthetic process. The transcript has 9 exons. Gene Ontology annotation, molecular function: 3-hydroxyacyl-CoA dehydratase activity.